This is a messenger RNA of Suillus discolor, 1421 nucleotides long. RefSeq names its product acid protease. Bases 17 to 1306 code for a protein of 429 amino acids. Gene Ontology annotation, biological process: proteolysis. Lineage: Eukaryota; Fungi; Basidiomycota; Agaricomycetes; Boletales; Suillaceae. The transcript has 8 exons. The record is from RefSeq and is a predicted model, not a curated record. Gene Ontology annotation, molecular function: aspartic-type endopeptidase activity.
CAUACUUCUAGUAUAAAUGGACUGUCGGCCCCAUCAUUCAUGCAAUCAGGCAGAAACCUCCCUCAUAGUCAUGCGAUCAUUCUCCGCCUUUUUGUGUGCAGUCCUCAUCGCGGCCAGCAGGUCUACCUCAUGGGCCUCUGUCACCAUCCCGUUGACAAAGAUUGAGCUUACUGGGUCGUACCUUCAAGGCUCUCCACACGCUGAUCGUGCCCUAGUGUCGUUCUUAGAGACAACCAGUGGCCCAAAGACCGUCCCGGCUACAAGCAUGGGAUACCAGUACACCGUGAAGGUUGGUGUCGGCAGUCCCGCCACCUACUACGAUUUAAUUAUUGAUACGGGGAGUUCUAACACAUUUGUUGGAACGGGCAAAAAAUAUGUCCGUACAUCAACCAGUGUCCCCACUGGACAGAAUGUCAGUAUCACCUAUACAGUUGGCUUUUUCAAUGGGACCGAAUACUAUGAUACGGUGACUCUCGCACCUGGCUUCGCCAUCACGAAUCAAUCCAUCGGCGAUGGUGUUAAAUUCACAACUUUUGACGGCGUCGACGGCCUACUUGGCAUUGGACCAGCUGAUCUCACGCAGCAUACACUGAUUCCUGACACUGGCUUGGUUCCAACCGUCAUGGAUAACGCUUUGAAGCAGGGUCUGAUCAAACAUCAGAUUUUUGGCAUUUCAUUCGCGCCGGCAAAGACUUCUAGCGACACCAAUGGAGCGAUUACAUAUGGUGGCAUUGAUCCUGCUUUUUACAUCGGUGAUAUAACAUACACUCCAAUCACCAAGACUAGCCGAUCAUCCCUCUUCUGGGGCAUCAACGUAACUCAAGCGACAUAUGGCGCACACUCUGUUAUUCCUCAGUCAACCGCCGGCAUAGUCGAUUCGGGCACAACUAAGGUCUACCUUGCGGAUGAUUUCUUUUCCAGGUACGUGCAAGCCAUUCCCGGAGCCUACUACGACGUCAACAAGACCGGCCUCGUUGUCAUCCCCAUUUCCUCCGUCGGAGGCAUGCAACCUCUUAACUUCACAAUCAACGCUCGCGCAUUCAGCUUGGAUACAGCUGCACAACUCAUCCCAUUGGACGAGUACGCCAUUUUUGGCCUUGAGACUGGUGUACGAUACAGCAUCAUUAAGACGCUCGGUCGUAACAGCGGGAGAGGCUUGGAUUUCGUCCUCGGUAUGAAGUUCAUGGAGAAAUUUUAUGUUGUGUUCGACGCCGAUAACAGUCGCGUUGGCUUUGCAUACACUAAUCACACCUUCACGAGAAACACGCCUGUUGCCGAGCGCGAACUACGUAUCACUGGGGAAUAACAAGUCCGAUAGAAUGGAUAAAUAGAGAUGCGGAUGACGCCAUGGAGAGCGCUUAGCUCCAAUGUGGUGGUUCGACUUGAUAGAAUUUGAUUUUCGACGAGGAGCCAUUUCCGAC